AUGAAUAUGGAUUCUGGUAUUACAAGUAGUCAUGGAAGCAUGGAUAAGACACAAAAGCAAAGUUCUGAGUGGGCAGCUAACCAGAAACAUAAUCAAAGAGUCGAAAAUACAAGAGUUUUAAUGGGCCCCGCUGUCCCUGCGAUGCCUCCAGUACCAUCAAAUUUUCCGCCUGUUCCAACUGGUACAAUAAUGUCGCCUCAGUUGAGCCCUUUUCCGGAUCACCGUUUAAGACAUCACCCAUUAGCUCAUAUGAUGCCUGCUGAUAAGAAUUUUCUGGCAUAUAACAUGGAGUCUUUCAAAAGUAGAGUGACUAAAGCAUGUGAUUAUUGUCGGAAGAGGAAGAUUAGAUGUACGGAAAUCGAGCCGAUUUCUGGUAAAUGUAGAAACUGUAUCAAGUAUAAUAAAGAUUGCACGUUUCAUUUCCAUGAAGAACUGAAAAGAAGGCGAGAAGAAGCUUUGAAUAACAAGGGAAAUGGGAAGUCGGUUAAGAAGCCGAGGUUGGAUAAGGAGAAUAAGUUCAAGGAUGAAAAUUUUGAUAUCGCCGUGCGAUCAAGAAAUACUUCUUCUACAGACAGCUCGCCGAAAUUACACACCAACUUAUCACAAGAAUAUAUUGGAGUUUCUGCCGGCAAAAGUGCAAGCGAUAAAGAAGAUACUUGGCCUGACUUUGUUCCUAUUGACAGGACAGUGCUUGAAAAAAUUGAACUCAACCAUACGAAGGUUGCUGGGAAAGUUUUUGUUUUGGAAGAGAUUUGUAAAAACAUGAAGGGAACAAUAGAGAAGCUAGCUGAAAAAAGCAAAAUUGACGUCAUUGAUAAAGAAUACAUGAAAAGGCCUAAAAGAAAGCAAUAUUCAAAGGCCUUGUUAACAAAACAAAAAAUGUUUCAUUUUCGACAAAAUGUUUUAUCACAUUUAACUGACGAAGAAUUUCUUUCGCCCAUUAAUGAAAUGUUUACUACUACUUUCAAAUAUUCUAUUUUACAGACCAAGCUGGUCCUGGACUUCUCUUUCCGAUCCGCAUCAUCACCAUCUAGUGAUAAUAUUUUGUAUCCUCUGCCCCGUUUAGCAAUUGCAAAGCGUUUGCUCAAAAAUAUAAAAUGUCCAUCAUUAGCCUCUCUUCUCCACAUAGUGGAUGUAGAUCAAUGUUUGCAAUUUGCCGACGUGCACUUUGAUCCUGCUAAAGGAAGAUUGACAUCAUCACAGGCAUUUUUGCUAAAUAUCUGCCUCUGCCUUGGGGCCACCGUUACAAAUUUUGAGGAGAAGCAGGAGCUAGUUGAUGAAGAUAAUCAUGAAACCUAUUAUUUUGAGAAGUUCGAAUUAUGGAGACUCAGAUCUUUCACUUUUCUCAAUUCUGUCUAUUACUACCAUAAACUGUCUGUAGCACGCGCAGAUAUGACGGCAUUAAAGGCAUUACUGUUACUGGCAAAGUUUGCCCAACAAAAAAUAAGUGCUUCAUCAGCGGUCAAAGUACUAUCCGUUGCUAUCAAAGUGGCUUUGGAUUUACGGCUCAAUUUACAUUCCACCUAUGAGGAUCUAGAACUUGAUGAAAUCAUUAAAAGAAGACGCUUGUGGUGUUAUUGUUUUUCAACAGACAAAUUCUUUUCUGUGGUGUUGUCAAGACCGCCCUUUCUCAAGGAGGAAAACACUGAUGUAUUAACAGAUGAAAGCUAUGUUGAACUAUUCAGAGAUAAAAUUCUGCCCAAUCUUUCUAUAAAAUACGAUGAUUCAAAACUAGAAGGGGUGAAAGAUAUUGUAUCCGUUGUAAACUUACUCGCGAAUCACCUUGAAUAUGUACCAUACAUUCAAUCAUAUUUUUUGUCGAGAUUAUCCCUCAUAGAGUCUCAAAUAUAUUACUCAUGUUUUUCCAUCAGAACAACUUUAGACGAUACACUAGAUGAAAUCAUUGAAAAUGUACUGGAAAAUCAAAAGGCGUUAGAUAGAAUGCGAGACGAUUUGCCCACCAUAUUAUCAUUAGAAAAUUACAAGGAAAACAUGAGGAUUUUAUCUUUGGAUUCUUCGAAGUUAGAUUUUGAAGUGAGUUGUUGUACUACUAUUCUAUUACACCUCAGAUGGUACCAUCAAAAGAUAACCCUGAGUUUAUUUGUCAUAUCCAUCAUUGGAGAUAACUUAGAUCAACGGGAAAGUUCCCGGCAUGAUAUAGCUGAAAUUAUUAGAAGGUCAAGAUUGGAUUUCAAGCGAAAUUGCAUCGAAGUACUUAAUAUUUUGAAAGAUUUUGAAUACUACCCUACUGUUCAGAAUGAGUUUCUGUAUUUUUCUCUCACAACGGUUUUUUCCAUGUUUCUGUAUUUGUCAGAGAUUAUGGUUAAUGACGAACAUGCCAUGGAGACUGGUUAUAUAAUUGGAUUAUUGAGGGAUACACAUACCCGUAUGCUUGGAUCUGAAGAACGCUGUCUUUCAGUACACAAUCUGAAGUGGCAAACAUCUCUUUUUUUUUACACUUUUUUUCUACGGAGUACGAUGGAAAAGUUCAAUCUGACAAGUAAAUACGCAAAAUUCUAUGCCUUUGAUUCAAAUUAUUAUGAGGGUGUUCUCAAUAGGUUAGUUAAGCAUACGAGAGAAUCAAAAGAUGAUAUGGUCGAGCUCUUGAAAACUUCGUUCAUAAAUAAAGAGAAGAUGGCUGCAUUUGGUAGUUUCGUUACAGAGGACCAAGAAAAAAUGGAAGUGUCCUUCAAUAUUUUCAAUGAAAUAACAAUCCAGGAUUUGAACUUCUUGCAAUUUUCAAGCAUUCCGAAAUUGUGGGAAAAUAAAACUCUUGAGCCAGGCGAGGAAUAUCAUCAUAGUAAUGGUACCAAUACUGAUAAUAACGAGACUACUGGCGCUGAUGAUACUGACGAUAAUAAUAAUAAUAAUAAUAAUAAUAAUAAAAAUGGCAAUAAUAGUAGUAGUACUAUUAAUAAUAAUAACAAUAACUACAGUAACAGUAACAAUAAUGACAAUGACAACAAUAUUAAUGAUGAUGAUGAUGAUGAUGAUGAUGAUGAUGAUGAUGAUGAUGAUGAUGAUGAUGAUGAUGACAAUGAUGAUGAUUAUAGUAAUAAUGGUGCUGAUGAUGAUGAAGAAGACGAUGACUAUGACAGAUCUUUAUUUCCAACAGGUUUAGCUUCGCUGCUUGAUGCGUCAUAUCCUGAACGUACGGCGAAUGAUUAUAGAGAUGAGAAUGAACAAUCGAAUAAAUUAUUCGAAAAGAUUGAAGGCCAUUUGGAGCACGGUGUUUUUUUUUACGAUCGGGAUUUCUUCUUCAAGAAUGUGUGUGUAAAAAUGUAA
Messenger RNA from Saccharomyces cerevisiae S288C, 3285 nucleotides. RefSeq names its product Tbs1p (gene TBS1). Gene Ontology annotation, molecular function: zinc ion binding; DNA binding; DNA-binding transcription factor activity, RNA polymerase II-specific. Gene Ontology annotation, biological process: positive regulation of transcription by RNA polymerase II; regulation of DNA-templated transcription; DNA-templated transcription. The transcript has a single exon. Lineage: Eukaryota; Fungi; Ascomycota; Saccharomycetes; Saccharomycetales; Saccharomycetaceae. Gene Ontology annotation, cellular component: mitochondrial membrane; nuclear membrane. The coding region runs from base 1 to 3285 and encodes 1094 amino acids. The record is from RefSeq and is marked reviewed.